GAAGGAUGCGACGAUUCCACAAUCCGAUGUUCUUCUGCGCCGAUGCUUGUCCUGCGACAGCACCCGGCGCCUCGCGACCAUGUUGGCAGCACCAUGGGUGUGCCGUAGCUGUGUGCGGUCCUUGAGACGCGCCGGCUUCAUCCAUUUCGUUCGACGAGCCAGCACAGACAUUACGAUUAAGCUCCCGCCCGCCCUUCUCGAACGCGCCCGGAGGCUCACGGCCGAGCACGACCAAUUGAGCGCCGCAUUGGAAAAAAGCUUUGACCCAAAGAAGGCCAAGCGCGCCGGCGAGAUCUCGAGGGUCGCCGAGGCGCUGAAGCAGUUCGAGAAGGCGAAGGCUGCCCUCAGCGAGCUCCAGGGCCUGCUCGAGUCAGACGAUGCUGAGAUGCGGGAGCUGGCGAGGGACGACCUCGAGGCCACCAACGCCCAGCUCGAGGAGUCGUGCCACAACCUCUCGGCGGCCCUGACGCCCAAGCACCCGUUUGCCGACAUGCCCUGCCUGCUCGAGGUACGGCCCGGCCCUGGCGGCACCGAGGGGCGCUUCUUCGCCGACACGAUAUUCCGCAUGUACAAGGCAUACUGCGCCAACAAGGGUUACCGCACACGAGUCGUGCAGUAUGAGGCAUCGGACAGCGACGGCUCCACGGGCUCCGAGGGAGAGAUCCCUCUGCAAGAAGCCGUGCUGGAGGUCCAGGAACCGGGCGCCUACGGCAUCUUCCGCGGUGAGGCGGGCAUGCACCGCGUUCAGCGAGUGCCGGCCACGGAAAAGAGCGGGCGCACCCACACGAGCGCCGUCGCGGUUUGGGUGCUGCCUUCCUUUCCGGAGAACAGCACCUCGGAGUCGGAGGCCGACUGGGAUAACCCCGAGAGCGACUUCUACGUCGACCCGAGCGAGGUGCGUAGCGAGAAGAUGCGGGCCAGCGGUGCUGGCGGGCAACACGUCAACAAGACCGAGUCGGCCAUCCGCCUGACCCACAUUCCCACCGGCACGACGGUCAGCAUGCAAGACUCGCGGUCGCAGCAUCGCAAUCGCGAGGCCGCGUGGCGGUUGUUGCGAUCCAGGCUUGCUCAGCAGCGGCGCGAGGCCAGGGAGGAGGCGGCGCGCCAACUGCGCAGCAGCGUGCUGCCCAACUCCCAGAUCACCCGGGGAGACAAGAUCCGGACAUACCAGUACCAGCAGGACCGGUGUACGGACCAUAGGAGCGGGUUGAACACCCACAACCUUCCGGACGUCCUUCGGGGCGGCGAGACCCUGGAGAAAGUCAUGAAGAGCGUCCAAACCUGGUUGAUUAACAAAGACAUCCAGGCGCUCAUUGCCGACGAGGAAGCGGCUGCCAAAUCCGGGAAGGGGAGCAAGUAAAUGCUUUCCACUUCUCGUGUAUUAACUCUGGAAACUUGUAUAACACAGGGAGCUAGAUAAUGGUAUACCCCAAUAGAAUAGCAGUUGUAUCAGUCAAAAUCAUUUUUUCCCCCAUCUGCAUCUUAUUAGCAGUAAU
Messenger RNA from Thermothelomyces thermophilus ATCC 42464, 1496 nucleotides. RefSeq lists its product as uncharacterized. Bases 80 to 1360 code for a protein of 426 amino acids. Lineage: Eukaryota; Fungi; Ascomycota; Sordariomycetes; Sordariales; Chaetomiaceae. The transcript is spliced from 2 exons. Gene Ontology annotation, biological process: translational termination. The record is from RefSeq and is a predicted model, not a curated record. Gene Ontology annotation, molecular function: translation release factor activity.